Corticium candelabrum is the source of this 3024-nucleotide messenger RNA. Its product is annotated as ATP-dependent RNA helicase DHX58-like. Lineage: Eukaryota; Metazoa; Porifera; Homoscleromorpha; Homosclerophorida; Plakinidae. Bases 128 to 2950 code for a protein of 940 amino acids. Gene Ontology annotation, cellular component: cytoplasm. Gene Ontology annotation, molecular function: protein binding; ATP binding; hydrolase activity. The transcript is spliced from 10 exons. The record is from RefSeq and is a predicted model, not a curated record.
CCCCUUGAGGUCAUUGCCAGUACUUCUGUUGUAUUUCGUGGUGCUAAGACCUUGUGUGUAUACAACCUUCAAGCAGCACUAAGAUAUACAUGACUGAUGGCUCACAAGAAGUCUCUAGGUGCUGCACAUGUACACUUCCUGUCACUGUGGUUUUUCAUCGAUUUCUCUCUUUUUAGAUGAAUGGAGUAAAGAAGAGGUUGGAGAGUAUGUUUGCAAGGUUGAUGGGAUGUCGGAUGUUGCUGAGAUAUUGUUGGACAAUCAUAUAGAUGGUGCAGUGUUACUUCUGCUGGAGAAGAAGGACAUAGACGAAGGUUUGGGUAUCAAGUCUCUUGGCAAGAGAAAGAAGCUUUGGGAUAUUGUUCAGAGACUAAGAGAGGAAGUUGGAGGUGGAAAUGGGAAACGUGAUGGUCCAACAGCAUCGAGAAAUGAAAGGGAACCCACUGCUACUGCAGAAAAUCCAAGAGCUGAUUUUUACUCUGGUGUUCAUACCAAAGCGGAUCUCCAUGUAUCGUCAAGAAGCACUUCACAUACAACUGAGAAGUCUAUGCAUUUUCGGUCAUCUUUUAUGGACAAUCCAAGUGAUGACUUGGAAUCAUUCUCGUCUCUUCCUGUGCCGCCAACAAUGAUGCCAAGCAGAAGUCUUGAACCUUUAGAUGAUUUGAGUGUAUCGUACAAAUUUGCAGAAACGGACAAAGGUACAUCUGCUGACUCAACGGAUCUAGAGAAAGAUUUAGAAGUUGAAAGACGUGCUACAUAUGUAGAAAGUGAAGUUGAUAAUCCAACUGAAACACCAGAGAUUGCAUCUUCUUUACUAGAUGGAGAUGAUUCUGUACUAGUGGACAGUGAAACGACUGCAAAAACUGAGACAGCUGGAGCAGAAGCUGUUACUGAAGAUCUUGCUGAUUUGUACAUCAGUGAAAAACUUGAACUUCGAUCGUAUCAGAAAGAGUUGCUCGUGAAAAUAAAGGAAGCUGAAGGAAAGGGUUGUAAUGCAAUUGUUUGUGCUCCAACGGGUAGUGGGAAAACUCUUGUAGCUGCAAGUUACUGUGCUGAUGUGAUCAUGAGAACACGAGGCAAAUCUCCUGCUGGAGAAGAGAAUAAAUGUGUUUACUUUAUUGUGCCAACAGUUCAUCUUGUUGAUCAGCAAGCUAAAUUUAUAGACAGCAGUGUGGAGAAUUGUCGUGUUACUCAAAUAACUGGUGAUCAAGGAAACACAGCACUUUGCCAACAAACAAAUAUCAGUGAUGUUGUAGUGAUGACACCGAUGGUUCUAGUGAAUGCUAUGAAGGAGAAGAAUCCUCAAGUGCAGUUUUCUGAUGUGUCUUUGAUUAUUUUUGAUGAAUGUCAUCACACAGAAAAAGAGCAUCCAUACAUGCAUGUUAUGGACAUUUAUUUCAAGGAAAAGUUUGAUUACAGUGAAGCAGGACAUGCUUUACCUCGUGUGUUAGGCAUGACAGCAACUUUAGGUGUUGGAUCAACCAGCACUCCAAGAGAUGCCCAAAGUCAUGUGCUGACAUUGUGUGCAAACUUGGAUGCACCUGAAAUUGUCAAAGUGGUGGAGAACUGUGAUGAUCUGUAUCAGUAUGUUUCUCACCCUUACACUGAGCUGCUGUCUGUGGGCAAACGUUCAAUGGAAGAUCCAUUCCUUUUAGAAACUGCAAAAAUCAUGAAGGACAUACAAAGAAAAACAGGGAUGUUGGAAAAGCCAUAUGAUUAUGGAUCACGUGAGUAUGAAACUGCUAUCCACCAACAUCGUAAAUCAUUGGAAGAGAAGGGAGAUUAUGAAUCUCUCUUUUAUGUAAACAUAUUGAUUGAUUUUAAUCGAGCUUUAUUAGUGUAUCAAGACAUGGAGAAGACUGAGAUGUUGGACUGUCUUCGGCAAUCAUUCAGAAGUGUGGUUACGAAAGCUAAAGGUCAAUCCAAGUUGGUAGGAAUGAUCAAGAAUGAACGACAGCACAAUGUUGAUCGACUGCAGUAUUUGCAGGAAGUUCGUUCACUGCCCAAUCCAAAGCUAGAUGCUCUGAAGUGUUGUCUGCUGAAAGAAUUUCAGACAUCAAGAAAAGCCAAAGGAAUAGUUUUUAUGAAGACACGUGAGCUCACCUCCUAUCUUGUGCAGUGGAUCAAGAAUCAUGAUGAACUGAGUCCAGUUGUCACUCCAAUGCGUUUGGUAGGUGAAGGUAGUGAAUUCAAAGAUCAGAUCACAAAAGCUGAACAGCUUCAAGCAAUUCGUAGCUUUGACUCUGGAUGCUGCAAUCUGUUAGUUGCAACAACAAUAGGGGAAGAAGGGCUGGAUAUUCCAGAGUGUAAUUUUGUUAUUCGUUAUGAAAUCGUGACAAAUGAAAUUGCAGAAGUACAAGCACGAGGUCGAGCUCGUGUUCGUCUUCAUGCAUCUCGUUUUUUGGAAAUUGUCACUCGUGGGUCUGCUAAUGAAACUAAUGCAAGAGGCAACAAGUACAAAGAGAAGAUCAUGAACGAGGCAUCUAAUGCCAUUCAGCGUCUACCUAAACAUGAAAUUUUGAAUGAACUUUAUAAACGACAAAUGGAAAGGCGCAAGAAGCUGAACUUGAAGGCAGAGACAUUGAAAGUCAAACAGCAAGGCAGCAGAUCAUCUGACGUACAGCUGACAUGCAAGCAAUGCGGCACAAUUGUGUGUCAAGGAUCAGAUGUUAUACGAGUUGAAACCAACUAUAUUGUGCCUGGCGAUGUUUUGAAAAAAAGAAUGAAAAUAGAUCGAAGCAGCAGCAAUCCCAAAUUCAACAAAGUUGGCAAAAUCUACUGCAGAGAUUGUGGUUUCAAUUGGGGUGUCCUGAUCAACUUCAAAUUUGCUGUGGAUUUGCCUUCAUUGAAGUGUGCAAGCUUUAUUUUCAACAUUUCAGGAAAAAAGAGAAGCUUCGGCAAAUGGAAAGAUGUAACGUUUAUGGUGCAUGAAGGCAGUGAAGAUGACUUAUAAUAAUAGUUGAUGUUGUUAUAAUGUAUGUUGACGUAGUGAUGUCUACAUAUUAAAUACAUUGUAAUGAAGUUGCA